CAAAACAAACUCGAUUGCUUAGAACGCGGCCAGAAGUUCGCUCGAUAAGGGCGAUCAUUAGGAAGGAGGGCAAUUUGAGCUGAGUGCAUUCUCAACGACCGAGCGCGUCGCAGCAUUUCCAGGCCAUUCCCACGCUUUAUCUACCAUACACACCCACCCACCCACCCAUUCAACAAUGGCAAUGGCAACACAUUUGCUGCGAAAUGCAAGCACACUUUGGCUGCUCCGAAACUGUCGUCGCUCGCGGCCUCUCACUCUGGCUCGCUGCCUGCAUUUGACGCCCUGCGUGGAGAAGAAGGUGGCCUUCCAUCUGAGCGACAUUGGCGAGGGCAUACGGGAGGUGACAGUGAAGGAGUGGUUCGUCAAGGUGGGCGACACCGUCGAGCAGUUCGACAAUCUGUGCGAGGUGCAAUCGGAUAAGGCUUCGGUGACGAUCACCAGUCGCUACGAUGGCAAGAUCACCCAGAUCUUUCACAGCAUCGAUGAGCUGGCUCUGGUCGGUAAACCCCUGCUCGAAUUUGAAGUCGCCGAUGAGGAUGAGGGCGAGAGUAGUACCAGCAGUAGCGAUAGCUCCGACAGUGAUGCGGUUCCAGCCGCAGCCUGUGGCGCUUCAAUAGCAGCCGCAUCUGGUGCACGGCACAUAACGCCUGCUACACCCGCUGUGCGUCGACUAGCCAAGGAGAACCGGUUGAAUCUGGCUCAGGUGCCGCCAACGGGCAGAAAUGGUCGUGUGCUCAAGGGCGAUGUGCUGGAGUAUUUGGGCAAAGUGCCCAAGGGCACAAAUGUGCCCCAUCCCACCAAUUUACCCAGAGAAGGGGCUGCUACAGCCGCCGCUCCAGCUGCAAUGCCGCCCGUGCCGGCGCCAGCGGAUCGUGUGGAGGUGCUCAAGGGCGUACGCAAGGCCAUGCUCAAGACUAUGACGAUAUCGCAGCAAAUUCCGCAAUUUGCUUAUAGUGAUGAGAUCGAUAUGUCGAGUCUGAUCCAGUUUCGGGCCCAACUGCAGGUGGCUGCAAAGGAGCAGGGUUUGCCCAAGCUGACCUUCAUGCCGUUCUGCAUCAAGGCGGCGAGCAUUGCCUUGACCAAGUAUCCGAUAUUGAACAGCUCACUGGAUUUGGCCAGCGAGUCGGUUGUGUACAAGGGGUCGCACAACAUAAGCGUUGCCAUCGAUACGCCCCAGGGUCUGGUGGUGCCCAGCAUUAAGAAUUGUCAGGCCAAGAGCAUUGUACAGAUUGCCAAGGAUCUGAAUGCGCUCGUUGAGCGUGGACGCACUGGCACACUGACGCCAUCCGAUUUUGCUGACGGCACCUUUUCUCUGUCCAACAUUGGCUCGGUGGGCGGCACAUAUACGCAUCCUCGCAUCAUGUCACCCCAGGUGGCAAUUGGGGCGAUGGGCAAAACGAUGGUGAAGCCGCGAUUCAACGACAAGGACGAGUUGGUCAAGGCGUAUAUUAUGAGUGUCAGUUGGUCCGCUGAUCAUCGGGUGAUUGACGGCGUCACCAUUGCCCGCUUCUCCAAUGUGUGGAAGGAGCACUUGGAGCAGCCGGCACUAUUCUUGCUACAUUGAAGCAUUGACUCCAACUGCAGCUGCCACAGCUCAAUGAUCAACCGUUAAGGCUGUUCUCUUGCAUUUAUUUACAAAGAAAAACAAAAACAAAAACAAAACAAAUCAUUUUACAACAACAAGCAACAAUUGGCUGCCAUGUGACGCACUUUUCCUAAAACUGCCACCAACUAUAUCCAGAAUGUGCAUUCAUAGCAGGCGCCACUUUUACUGGCUCCUCGACUCUUUUUGUUGUUGUUUGUUUAGCUUUAAGCUUUGAGCGCUUAACCGUUAUACUUUCUCUUUAACUGCAUUUAUGUUGCAUUUUCACAUGCGCAAAAAAAAAAAUCAAAACAAAACAAAAACAAAAAUUAAUUCUUAGUUCACUUAUGUUGUAGUUUUUAAUGCUGCUUACAGCCUAACUGUAUAUUGUUCAUUUUAAAUAUAUAUUUGAUGUACUCAUGUUGUA
This is a messenger RNA of Drosophila grimshawi, 2009 nucleotides long. It is a transcript of the gene Dbct, whose product is annotated as lipoamide acyltransferase component of branched-chain alpha-keto acid dehydrogenase complex, mitochondrial. Gene Ontology annotation, cellular component: mitochondrion; cytoplasm. The transcript has 5 exons. Gene Ontology annotation, molecular function: lipoic acid binding; acetyltransferase activity. The coding region runs from base 176 to 1564 and encodes 462 amino acids. The record is from RefSeq and is a predicted model, not a curated record. Lineage: Eukaryota; Metazoa; Arthropoda; Insecta; Diptera; Drosophilidae.